This is a messenger RNA of Pezoporus occidentalis (night parrot), 2716 nucleotides long. RefSeq names its product GSG1 like (gene GSG1L). Gene Ontology annotation, biological process: regulation of AMPA receptor activity. The coding region runs from base 664 to 2307 and encodes 547 amino acids. NCBI's taxonomy places the organism in Eukaryota, Metazoa, Chordata, Aves, Psittaciformes, Psittacidae. The record is from RefSeq and is a predicted model, not a curated record. The transcript is spliced from 6 exons. Gene Ontology annotation, cellular component: plasma membrane; postsynaptic density membrane.
ACCACUCCAAACCUCCUCCUCCCGGACAAAUCUCUACUCUCUGGCAUAGAGAAAAUGUGUUUCGUAGUUCCAGAUAACGAUUCAUUUUGGGACUAAGAUGUGACGCCUCCCCCCAGUCCAACUGAGCCGCCAGCGCGCUGCAGUGGCCCCUGAGGUCCGCGGAGGAGGGUGGUAGCAGGCAGCAGCUGGCCCCGACGCCUGCCUCCUGCCGAGUUGCUCUUGCUCCAUCCUACAAGAGCAGAGGACAGCGCGUCCCGCAGCCUGCAGGUGUCUCCCAGCGGAGACAGCUGCGGAGCCCCUUGGGAUCAUGUGUGGUACCAGAGCAGAUGUUCGCUUGCUCUUGGUGCUCUUUGUGAGACAGACCCUCUCUGAUCCUGUCAGCGCGCUGAAGCACACCGACUACAAGAGGACGGCCGCACUCCCGCGCCUGCAGCUGCUCCUUUAACGUACAAAGGCAGGAUUUCAAGUGAAGAGAAGAAUGGGAGUCUGGCUGCAGCGUUUCUUUCAUUGCUACAAUAACAGAUUGGAAGAAGCUGAGAGUUUUGAUGCCUGGACAACUGGAUUCUGAAUCGUGAGAGGCUUUGGCCCCCCUCCCCUCCCCACAUAAAACAAGCCCCUUUGACUUCUUCUCUCAGCAGGAGGGGGAGGGAGGGCGGAUUUACCAUGAAGACAAAUCGAAGAUGCAGAGCCCUGCUAGCAGUGAGUCUGAAUCUGAUGGCUCUCCUCUUCUCUACAACAGCUUUUAUCACGACCCACUGGUGUGAGGGCACACAGAGGGUCCCCAAGCCGAGCUGUGGGAAAGAGAAGAAGACAAACUGCCUCAACUACAGCGGGAAUGAGACUGCAAAUGAGACAAACCAGAAUGUGGUUCAUUACAGCUGGGAGACUGGAGACGACCGCUUCCUUUUCAGGUAUUUCCACACUGGGAUCUGGUACUCAUGUGAGGAAAAUAUCAAUGCUGCUGGUGAAAAAUGUCGAAGUUUUAUCGACCUUGCCCCGGCUUCUGAAAAAGGUGUCCUGUGGUUAUCAGUAGUAUCCGAGGUGUUAUACAUCAUGCUGUUAGUCGUCGGAUUCAGCCUUAUGUGCCUCGAGCUCUUUCAUUCAAGCAGUGUGAUAGAUGGGCUCAAGUUAAAUGCCUUUGCUGCUGUCUUCACUGUGCUUUCAGGUCUCUUGGGGAUGGUGGCACACAUGAUGUAUACUCAAGUUUUCCAAGUGACAGUCAGCCUUGGACCAGAGGACUGGCGACCCCAUUCAUGGGACUAUGGAUGGUCCUUCUGGGCUUCACAACACCCAGCUCUAAAUGUCACUAGCACGCAGAGGAACAGGAGUGACCAUAAUGCUCAGAAAAUUCCCCCAUUCGCUACGUCAAACUCUUCCAGUGACACAUCAAGCAGCUCUUCACUUUCAUCAGAACCAACCAGCCAGAUCUCCAUGGUUCAGGAUCAAACCCUGCUGGACAUUGCCUCCAUCACUAGAUUGGCCCCAGGAGAAUCACCAAACCCUCAGCCAUUUGAGCAAAGAGAUAAACAUUUAGCAAUAUCGUGUCCCAGCCCACUUGGAGCAAGGACUAUUCCAGCAUCUUGCCCAGCCAGCCCCAGGCUCAGUGUAACACCCAGCUCAGCCAAGCCACAGCAAUACUCUGACUCUUCUCCAGUCAGUCCAGGGAUCAAUGCAGCUUCCUUCUAUACCUUUUGUCCUCACACAGCACAAAACGUACAAGCUUCAGCAUCAGAUCACACACUGACCCCAACAAGGAAAAGCACAAGGCCUCCAGCAAUGACUCCUGAAGAUAGUUCCCAGUCUCCUGGCUAUUCUAAAACUGGAUUAAAGAAUACAGGAAAGGGUUUUGAAUCAGAUCUGGAAGAUCCUGGUCAUGAAAGGACAUUUGUAACCAUGAAGGAAUUCCAAGCCAUGGAGGAAGAACUAGAGGAUGUAAAAGAAGAAUUGAAAUGCCUGAAGUGGAAAGUGAGACACAUUGGUGAGACUGUGCAGCCCUUGGCUGAAGACAGCAAGCGUUACAAUGGCUAUACCCUGACAGAGCUCAAGGCAAUGGUGCAGUUUGAGGAUGACCCUUACAAGGCUGCACACAAGAUCCUAACUGUGCUCUUCAGUGAUGUCUACUUGCUACAGCACUCGGUCACUGAACAGGCCUGCAACUCCCGAUCUCUGCCCAAGCCCCAAAUAGACCCAGAGCUGUACACAGUGUACUGUGACAUUCUGAGGAGCAUAUUCCCUGGAAUUAGCAGCCAGACCUUGAGGGAGGAGACACAACACAUGCAGAAAAGCACCCAGAAAGAACUGCAAUAACACCAGAACCCCCAACAUGUUCUGGAAAGUGAGAAGUGUCCAAUGAUUUUAGAGGAUUAACUGUGGUAGGUACCAUUGGUUGAGUCUAUCCCUACUAGGUAUAAAGCAUCUCUAAAGAUACUGGUGAGCUCUGAGCCCUUCAUGCCACUUGCCCAGUGAGACAGGGUGGGAAGGCAUUCUGCAUACUUCUGACAUUCUAGAGAAAAAAAUGCCCCUUAGUGUCUUUUUCAAUAUAUGGACGUUUCCUUGUUUCCAGCAACUACAAAUGCUGACAAAAAGAUCCAGAGAAGGCAUUAUAUGUCCACGCAAGGGCAUUCUCCCAGCCCCAAACAGACCAACAAACCAGCAUCUGGGUAGUUUCUAUUUUCUAGAGUAUAUCAUUCAUUAAAUGACAUUACUUGUUAGAAAA